AUGAUUUUAUCAAACAUAAAUUCUCAAGCUAAAGUUUCGAGAGGAACUACUAUUACGCAAAAAAAACAUAUGGACGAAUCACAUAUUACUUCAGGAUACGUCAAAGACGAAACCAGAGAAAAUUCACGAACACAAACCAACAACAAAUUAACAAAUAACGAAAUUACACCAAUGAUUAGACACAAACGGAAAAAUAGUCGCCUAUUAAAUAAUAGUCAUCUAGAGCAAGAUAAAAAAGCUCGUACAGAAUUAGAUAUUCAAAUACUUAAAGAUGAUCUUUAUGAUCCAGUAUUGGAAAUUCCACAUCAUGCAAAUAAAAAACACAACUCAUCAAGAAAUACAUCCAUCGGAAAUUUGAUUUCCUUCUUACCAUCAAAAUUUUUUGGAGGUUAUAGUGGAAUUAUCACAGAAAGUGGACGAACUGAUGUAUGGUGUUAUUAUCCCAAUGACAUGUUUACAUCAGGAGUAACGAUAGACGGGGUUAAAGGUGUAUGUUGUUCGUAA
Messenger RNA from Dentiscutata erythropus, 504 nucleotides. The record is from the annotation of a GenBank genome assembly. Lineage: Eukaryota; Fungi; Glomeromycota; Glomeromycetes; Diversisporales; Gigasporaceae.